AUGUCAGAUGAAGAGAAUAGUGGUGAAGAUAUGAACUUUAAUGCAUUGGUAGGAAAUAUAUUGAACAAUCAUGAGGAAGUUCAUGCUGGGAGCAAUGUUCUCUCGACAGAGCAUCUCGAAGAUAUACACAAUGACGAUAGCCAUCCCAUUGUUAAAUUAACCAUGGACCAUGAACUUCCUGAUUUUGGUACUGAAGAUAUGGAUUUAGAGGCAGUUGUGAAUGCUAUACAUAAUUUUAACGAGAAUACAGAUGACAUAACUGAACAUCAUGAGGAACAAAGUGCAGAAAAAGAGGAUAUAGAGAGUCGAAAUGAAAAUCAACAAUGGGCACACGCGCUGCAGCAAAGUCUUUUACAAGCCACAACGAGUAAUCAUUCUACGACUAAAGGUCAUAUAAUAGUGGAUGAUGAGUUAGACCAAGAUGAUAUGAAUUUGAGAAAUGCUAUUUUAGAUUCUUUACAGCAGUUGGAUAAAGAGAAACCAAUACAAAAAAGAAAAUCUAAGGCGAAGGAGGCAGAAGACACACAAAAAUCUAAGUCAGGGACGAAACAGAAAAUGGAUCAAACAGAAACGCCGAAAUCUACGGAAGAACUACCUUCAGAUACCAGUAAAAAACACCAAAGAAGAAGAAAGAACGAACAAAGAAUAAAAACGUCUAAUUCAACUAACAAAAUAAAAUCCAAGAAAUCGAAAAAGAAAUCUGACAGAGUUGAAGAUGACUCUUUGUUAAAUUUUGAAGAUGUCAUUAAGGGUUUCAUGCAACAAGAUGAUAAUACUGGAAAGAAAUUGGAUAUGGAAUCUGGUGAUCUAGAGACACAGGCACUGGUUGAAGCAACUCUAAAAGCAUUUGAAAAAGAGUUAAUGGACUCACAAACUACAAAAACUCCCACAGAACAGAAAAAAGCUACGAAUAAAAAGAAAGCUAUAAGUUCUGCUAAAAUUGCCACAACUACAAAUAAGCGGAAAACAGUUACAAAAAAGGCGUCAACUACAAAAGCAAAAGCUUCCCUUACUAACAAGAAGGAACCUGCUACUUUAAAUAAGAAGAAGAGUAAGGAUAAGAAACCUGAAGAAAUAUCCUAUGGUGACGAUGAUUUUUCAAAAGCAUUGGCAGAAAUGGUAAAUCAAGUCGUCAAUACGUCAAUAUCAGAUAAAACCAAUAAACAAACUAAUCGGCAGACAGAUGUUAUACCGCCAAUCACGGCCAUUGAUAAUAAGAAUAAACAACCUGAAUUACAAGAUAUAGAUCAAGCUGGAGAUGAGAAUUUUGAUCUGAAUCAAAUUAUGCAAAGAGCUUUAGCGAUGGCAUUCCAAGAACAAACACAACAGGAUGUUGAUCAAUCUGUAGUAGAUGAUUUUAAUAGAGGUUUGGAUAGCUUUGGUGUAUCAGAUAUUUUAGUUCCGUCAAAAGCAACCUCAGAAAAGAAGAAAUCUAAUCUUAAAAAGAAAGUUUCUAAAUCUAAAUCAAUAAAUUAUAUGGUAAAACCUAAGAAAAUUUCGAAAUCUAAAUUAUUGAAAAAGAAAUCUAAAUCAAGUAUGCUGCCAAAGGUCCCCAAAGAAAAAAAGGUUAAAGUACCGAAAACAACUAAAGUUAGACAUACAAAAGUUCAACUACCGUUCAAGUUUCCAAAACCAUCAAAACAUAAAAAAAAUGAUUCUCAUUUAAAAAGAAGGUUAUAUAGGAAAUUAGCAAUUGAAGCAGCAAAUGUAGCUCGUCAAAAACUUCGUGAAAAUAAACAUGCUUACAAAGAAAGAUUAAAAUCUGAACAGAAAAAAGUAUCUGAACAACGUAAAUUAAGAAAGGUAGAAGAGAAAGAGAAUUUAGAGAAAGAAAGAAAGGAACUGGAAGAGAUAGUUUCAAAGGGUCCUCCAUAUCCUGCCGAUCUAAGAUUAACCAAACGUGGUGAGCCGAAGAAACCUUAUAGAAGAUGGACACCUGAAGAAAUGGCUAUAAGGGCACAAAUGCCACUGGAAGAACCCAAAAGACCAAAGAAAAUAAAGAAACCAAAGAAGAAAAGCAAAAAAUUGAAAAAAAUUCCACUAUCUACAUUAAGAAAAAUACCAUUGUUUAAUAUAUCUAAAGGUAAUGGAGCUGUCACUUCAGAUUCGGUAACAUCAAGACAAUAUGCUCCAUUAAGUAAAUAUAGAAUGGAGCUUAAUAAGCUAGCCCCCCCCUCUUCAAACUUAUCAAAUGAGUUGGACACUGGAAACUUAAAUUCUAUCGAAAUAUAUAAAUCAAGAGUCGUUCAAGAAAAAUUAUUGUUAUUCGACCCUUCUGUUAAGACUAUUGUUAGAAAAGAAAAGUGGGCAUUCCAUCCACCAUGGUCGUUACCAGAGCAUCCACCACACGCACUUCCAGUAGCAAGAAGGAAGGGAAAGACAUAUAUUGAGAAAUUAAAGGACUCUAAGAAAAAAUCUAAAGCGAAAAAAUCCUUUAAAAACUUGAGAAAUUCAUUAACAAAUAAUGCAAGAAAUAAUAUUAUUCCUGCAAUAUUGUUCCCAAUAAUCAAUACUUUAAAAUCAGCUGCGAGAGCGAAAGUUGCUGCAGGUGCAUCGCCUGAAGAGGCUACGAGGCAUAUGAUGACCAUCAUCCAACAUACUAAACGUUCGAUUGCGCAUUCGUUAGCUCUUUCAAGAAGGAAUGCAGCACAUGAUUAUACUACCUUUAAAAGCGAAGACGAUAUUAUAUCAUCUCAUAAUAAACAAAGUUUAUUAAAGAAAAUUCCAAUAUUCAGCCUAAGUUCCAUACGAAAAAUAAAUACUGCUGAAACGACACCUCCAACAAUUAUUAAAUUAGAGCAUAACGAGGAUUUAGAAAAAGCAAAAUUACGAGAAACUGGUAAAGACUUAAACAAUUCACUUGUCAGUACGACCUCCCCUUCAGAUCACAAUAUAGGAAAGACUAUCAGUCAAUUUUCUACACCAAAAUCUAAUGAUGUGACAUCAAAAGGUGACACUGUAUAUGAUACAAACAAUACCAGCCCGUCAUUGCUACCAGAGGAUUUGACAUCUACUUCUAGCAUAAAAUCAUCAGAUAUAUUGCACAUCGAUCCACUAUUAGCAAAUAUUUCAACAACGGAACAUACCUCUGAUGACGAAGAGAAACCUUCAUUAGACGUACAAUCACAACCUACCAAUCCUGUAUCUGUAGAAAAGGAGCAGCUGAUAUUACAAGCUAAUGAACCAAUCUCAGAUAAUGCUGUGAGGGAACCAAAUGCAUAUAAUAAAAAUAAUUUUGACGAGACUGACCUCACUAUAACCAGAGUUAUUCAAUCAUCAAAAGCGACUCCUGCAAUUGUUAAAAUUGAACCAAAACAGGAGUCUAGUUAUGAACCCGAUAAUAUGACCAAAAUGGUUGAAUCACUAAUUCAAAAACAUAUUGAUAAGUCGAACAAUGUCGAAAACGAUGUUGUUUUACCGAGUCACAUCACUAAUAUGAUUUCCUCCACAAUUUCAACAUUAUUACCUGCUUUAGACGAUAGUAAUGAUAAAGAUCAUGGGAGAAGAGCAUACACAAAACCACCCCCACCUGUAUUGAAUUUAGAUGGUUUGGUUCCACCAUCAGGAGUAGCUGGACCUGUGGUUCAAAGGCCGCCUUUGACCAAGAUAAUUAAACCAGAGCUUGGUCUUGAUACAGAUGAUAUUAGACAGAGUCGUUCACUUGGAUUUAAAAAGAAGGCUAGUUCUGAACAACCAAAAGAGUUAAGUGCUAUUAAAUUUAAUAUUCCUAAGAAUAUUGGUAAUAAGAGAUCUGGUGCUGUGAAAUAUGCAAGGCUAUAUUUGAACAAACAGGAUAUGUCCACCCUGACAAAAGAAAUAAAUAAGGAACGUAAAAGAAAAUGGAGAAGUGCAAAUAUUGUAAAAAAUUGGGAGAAUGAUGUUAGAGCAAGAUUGAAAAAGAGGUCAAAAAUUGAGUUAAUUGAUCUUACAGAUGAACAAAAAACUAAUUGGGUCAAUAACGAAUUUCAGAAAAGGAAAACAGAGUUUAUGAUUAAGAAUGAAGAUUCUGCAGAUUCAACUUCAGACUUAUCAUUUAGUAGUGGAAGUAAUGGUUCCUCCAACAUAACAGAAAAUGAAGUUCUUAAUAUGAUAGCCAAUAUUUUAAAGAGAGAAGAUAUUGCCCAUAAAAUUGAACAGAAUUUAAUUGAUGAUAUGGACAAGGCAGUUACAAGUAAAACAAAGAGAAGAAAAUUAGAUGACAAAAAUACUCAAAAUAUAAACACAACGUUAGUCUAA
Messenger RNA from Tetrapisispora phaffii CBS 4417, 4236 nucleotides. RefSeq names its product Spp41p (gene SPP41). Bases 1 to 4236 code for a protein of 1411 amino acids. The transcript has a single exon. Lineage: Eukaryota; Fungi; Ascomycota; Saccharomycetes; Saccharomycetales; Saccharomycetaceae. The record is from RefSeq and is a predicted model, not a curated record.